Messenger RNA from Aureobasidium namibiae CBS 147.97, 2577 nucleotides. RefSeq lists its product as uncharacterized. Gene Ontology annotation, biological process: DNA-templated transcription; positive regulation of transcription by RNA polymerase II. The annotation marks the transcript as partial. Gene Ontology annotation, molecular function: DNA-binding transcription factor activity, RNA polymerase II-specific; zinc ion binding; sequence-specific DNA binding. The transcript is spliced from 6 exons. Lineage: Eukaryota; Fungi; Ascomycota; Dothideomycetes; Dothideales; Saccotheciaceae. The record is from RefSeq and is a predicted model, not a curated record.
GUCCUAUUCAAAUUCCGCGCCGAAGUCACAGACGAGCACAAGCAAAAGUUUGUAACGGAGCUCAAGAAGCUCAAAUCCUUACCAUGUGUCAAAGAGCAGCGACUUGUGGUGGGAGGAGCAUCGAUAACCGAUCCCAUUGAACGAAGCAAAGGCUUUGAAUUUGCUCUGCUCAGCUUUCACGAAGAUCGAGCCGCGCUUGCAGAAUAUCAGAAAUCAGAUGAGCAUCAUCAUGUUACGAGCACAUAUAUGUUCCCAUACAAAGAAGAUCUCAUGAGAUACGAUUUCGAGGUUGACGAAGCGGAUGAACAUCUUCUUGGAUUCUUGCCCCAGCGAGUGUCCCGCUCCAUACUUUUGUGUGAGGUAUUCACAAACUUCCAGCACACGGAAAGGGCCGAAAUGGUUCAAGCGGGUUCCUUCCGCAAGUUCGGAUUUUCCGCACCUCUCUCUAAUUGCGAUGGGCUAUCUCCAGUUUGCACAUCUUGUAGUAAAUCCAGCAAGGAAUGCGAGUAUCAAGAUGGUAGCGCGGUCGAGAACCAAGCACGAGCGCGAUACAUACACUAUCUUGAGCACCGAGUGCGCUGGCUAGAAGGCAUCGUCAAGGAAAGGUGUCCUGAUGUAGGUCUCGCAGAAGGACCUGAUGUAGAAGACGCUGAGAAUGUCAACAACACAUCAGUCUCGACAUCCGACGCCGCUCUAGAUCCUCAGCCUGAUGGUCACUACGAACGCACGGCGGAUGUUGAGGUUCUAGAUGACACUCAGGAUGUACAGAUGAACGUUACCGAGACAACCGCAAGUAUUCCCGAGGCACCCACGAGUGCUCCACAACCCGCAGAUUCGAGCCUGGCCCAUCAGAUUGGCCUCGUGUCGCUUCCCAACGGAGAUGAUCCGCGCUACAUCGGUCCGUCCAGUGGUCACUUUUUUACCCAGCUGGUUUGUACAGCCAGUGCGUUGACUAGAAGCAAUAAUUCAACUCGCCUCAAUCGGGGUAAUGCAACCCUACAGCGAGACAAUGCUCUUACUCAAAAGUUGCUUCGUGAUAUCCAGACGCCGCUGCCGUCCAGCAAAGACCUGACAGAGGACUUGACUCGGACAUUCUUCAAUACAAUCCACCAGCACCUCCCAUUCCUUCACGAGCCGACGCAUAUGCGAUUAAUAGAAGAGGUGUACGCUUCUAUUGAGCUAGAUCCUAUUGCCGCUUUCCAAGUCUAUAUGGUGCUUGCAAUCUCGUCAAUCAUGUUAUCGCGCCGAGACAGAGUUGCACUGCCUAGUGAAGGCUGGGCCGCAAUGGCUGCUUCGUUCUUCGAGAAGAGUCCCAUCGAAAGCUCGACUCGAGGGCUACAGUGCCUUUUGCUACUCCAUGUCUGGGGCAUGCACAGUCCAGCAACGAAACUGAACAUCUGGUAUCUAAACUACCAAUGUAUCGCGAUGGUUGUAGACCUUGGUCUGCAGAGGGAUGUCAAGUCGGCAUCGUCCAUCUCAUCGUUUGAUCAGGAGAUGCGAACGAGAUUAUUUUGGGUUGUAUACAGCCUGGACAGAUCUCUCUGUACUAUGAUGGGUCGACCAAUAGGCCUGAGAGAUGAAGCAUGUGAUUUGAGGCUCCCUUCAGAUAUUGACGACAUAGGUCUGACCCAGAUCAAUGGCAGACCUAGAACAGAAUCAGAGCCUCCAACCCACAUGACUUAUGCCAUACACCUGUUCAAGCUUGCCAAACUCAACUCCGAGAUGAAAUAUAUCCUCCACAGCAUUUCUAGAGACACGCCAGCCUAUGCCUACCCAGCAAUUCGCUGCAUGAGGACCUGGCAGAGAGACAUGCGGGAUCGCCUCGACCAGUGGGCUGCCUGUAUACCACAAAGAUCUGGCCCUAAAGACUAUGUGAUGAAAGUCUGCGACAUCCGCUACCACGUCCUGAAGACGCUUCUUCUCCGACCAAGUCCCGGCAUACCUCAACCAAGCUCGGACGAUCUGAAAACUUGUUACGCGAGCGCUUUGACGGCCAUCAGACUCUACCAUGAUUUGUAUGUCGAGAAUGCACUAGUCUUUACUUGGGCAUCAUACCAUUCGAUCAUGAUGAGUGCCGUGACGGCUUUCUUUUGCAUCUGGACUUGUCCGUCCGUUGCACAGGUCAUCGUGAUCGAUGAGCUCGUUUCUGAUCUAAGAGCAGCAUCGAAUAUCCUAAGUGCCACUGGUGAGCAUUGGCAAGGAGCCAAGCAAAGUCGCAACAUCCUGGACGAACUGUCUCACAGAACCAUCAGAUGGAUAAUGGAUCGCAAAAAUGGUAGUAACCACGAUCAUCCCGCACGACCGAGCGAAGUGAAUUUCGGGAACUCCGAUUCGACAGGUCAUGAUAGAACAUUCAACCAUCACUCCAACGUUGGCAAUGUACCAGGACAGUCGCAAGCCGAUGAGCUUGAAGCUCUGAUGCAGCAGUACAGUCGGAGCUGGACACCAGGACUUGAAUUCCUGCCAUCAACUUUCGACCAGAUGUCCGACAUGAACACAGGUUUAUGGACUGGAGACACCAACACGGACGCGUUCCUUCAGGAUCUUUUCGAUGGAAUGGCUCCUAUGUCAUUUUGA